Molecule: messenger RNA, 2962 nt
Organism: Strigops habroptila (Kakapo)
Lineage: Eukaryota; Metazoa; Chordata; Aves; Psittaciformes; Psittacidae
Gene: CLPB
Product: caseinolytic mitochondrial matrix peptidase chaperone subunit B
Exons: 17
Coding region: 1-2586 (861 amino acids)
Biological process (GO): cellular response to heat
Cellular component (GO): mitochondrion; cytoplasm
Molecular function (GO): ATP binding; protein binding; ATP hydrolysis activity
Source: RefSeq, a predicted model, not a curated record
AUGGUCUCGUCCCGACAACACGCCCCCCCCCCCCCCGGCUCCCUCGCUGUGGCCGGUGCCGCGGGUCGCGGCGGCCCCUACGGCGGCGGCGGCAUCCCCGUGCACGCGCCUCCAGGCCCAGGCGAGUCUCGAACCCGUGUCCUCACCCCGGCCCUUUCCCGGCAUGCCCCGGGUGGGCGGGCAGUGCCCCGGCGCCCCCUGGGGGUUGUAGUCCGCAGGGGCACUACUAACCCUGUGACGUGCGCCGUGAGGAACUACAGCUCCCAGCAGGCCUUCCGCGCAGCCGCUCUAGCUGCGCCGGCUUGCCGGCCGCCGCCAUCUUGCUUCGCCGGCCUCCAUCGGCGUGAAGGGGGGGUUCAGGCGGCAGCGGCGGCGAGCGGCGGGGCCAUGCUGGGCUCUCUCGCGGCCCGCCCGCCGCCACCGGCGCUGGCGGGGCUCCUGCGGGCGCGGCCGCCGCUGGCUCCGCCGGCGGAGGGGGCCGGGAGCGCCGAGCAGCGGCUGCUGACGGGGUGGGCCGCCAGGGGGCGCCGGCGGUCCGCGCCGCCGGGCCUGGGGGUGUCAUGGCGGGGGCAGGGCCCCGGGGGGAGCCCCCUGUCAGUGGGGCCAGGCCUUGGGGGGACCCCCUUGUCAAUGCGGCCAGGCCAUGGGGGUACCCUCUUAAGAAUGGGGGGCUCGCCCCUAUUAGUGGGGCCAGGCCCCAAGGGGCCCCCCAUUGCUGAGCAGCAGUUCCCGGGCCCGGCCCCCCCGCAGCACCCCAGCACUGCCCUGCGUGGCGCAGGCCGCCCCAUGGCAUCCCCCGCCGUGCCCCAUGGGGAGCCGUCACCGGGUCCUGUGGGUGCUGAGCGCCGCUGGCACCAUGGAGGAGAGCCCAAGGGGCGCCGGAGAGGAGCUGUGCUGCCCGGCCUGGCUGCUGCAGUGGCCUUCUGCUACCUCCGGGACCGCCUGUCCAAGGAAGAUGCUCUGCUGGAAGCCGCGAGGAUCAACAACGUUUCGGAAGUCAGCAGGUUGCUGGUGGACGGCGCAGACGUGAACGCGAGGCACAGGCUGGGCUGGACGGCUCUCAUGGUGGCAGCCAUCAGCAGGAACUCCAGUGUGGUGAAGGUCCUGCUGGCAGCCAAUGCAGAUCCAAACCUUGGAGAUGAUUUCAGCAGCGUCUAUGAGACUGCCAAGGAGAAAGGCCUCCACUCUUUGGAAGUGCUCGUGACCCGGGAGGACGACUUCAACAACCGCCUCAACGUCAGAGCCAACUUCAGGGGCUGCACGGCGCUGCACUACGCCGUGCUGGCGGACCACGGCCCCACCGCCAGGCUGCUGCUGGAUGCAGGUGCCAACCCCCUGCAGAAGAACGAAAUGGGACAUACCCCCCUGGACUACGCUCGGGACGGGGAGGUCAAGGACCUUCUGAAAGCAUCAGAGGCAAAGUUCCAGGAGGAGCAGCGCAGGAGGGAGGUGGAGGAACGCCGGAGGUUCCCGCUGGAGCAGCGGCUCAAGGAGCACAUCAUCGGGCAAGAGAGCGCCAUUGCCACGGUGGGAGCAGCCAUUCGGAGGAAGGAGAACGGCUGGUACGACGAGGAGCACCCGCUCGUCUUUCUGUUCCUGGGAUCCUCUGGAAUAGGUAAAACGGAGCUGGCCAAGCAGACAGCCAAGUACAUCCAUAAGGAUGUCAAAAAGGGCUUCAUCAGACUGGACAUGUCGGAGUUCCAGGAGAGGCACGAGGUUGCCAAGUUCAUCGGCUCUCCCCCGGGCUACGUGGGCCAUGAGGAGGGUGGGCAGCUCACCAAGAAGCUGAGGCAGUGCCCAAACGCCGUGGUGCUCUUCGAUGAGGUGGACAAAGCCCACCCAGACGUCCUCACCAUCAUGCUGCAGCUCUUUGAUGAGGGCAGGCUGACGGACGGGAAGGGGAAGACCAUUGACUGCAAAGAUGCCAUCUUCAUCAUGACCUCCAACGUGGCCAGCGACGAGAUCGCCCAGCACGCCCUGCAGCUGCGCCAGGAGGCCCUGGAGAUGAGCAAGAACAGGAUCGCAGAAAACCUCGAGGAUGUCCAGAUGACCGACAAGAUCACCAUCUCCAAACAGUUCAAGGAAAAGGUCAUUCGCCCCAUCUUGAAGGCUCACUUCAAACGUGACGAGUUCCUGGGCAGGAUCAAUGAAAUUGUCUAUUUUCUGCCCUUCUGCCACUCGGAGCUCAUCCAACUCGUCAACAAGGAGCUGACCUUCUGGGCCAAGAAGGCCCAGGCAAGGCACAACAUCACCCUGCUCUGGGACAGGGAGGUCAUGGACGUGUUGGCUGAUGGCUACAACCUGCACUAUGGAGCCCGCUCUAUCAAACACGAGGUCGAGCGGCGCGUGGUGAACCAACUGGCUGCUGCCUACGAGCAGGACCUGCUGCCCCGCGGCUGCACCCUCAGGAUCGCGGUGGAGGACUCGGACAAGCAGCUCCUCAAGACCAAGGAGAGCUCAUCCCCGGGAGCAGAACGAGGCAAGGUCCCCACGCUGCGCCUGGAGAUCGUGGAGAAGGACAGCAGGGCCCGCAAGCUGGACAUCCAGGCUCCCCUCAGCCCCGAGAACAUCACCUACUUCCUGUAGGCACCACGGGUGGGCAAGAAGGCGCCCUCGGGCUCCGCUGGCCCCGGGGGUGAGGAUGGGCAGGGGGUGGGCAUGGACAGACCCCCCCGGGACAGUGGUGGGGUGGAGGUGGGAGCAGGGGACACGCCGGUGGAGGGUCUUGGGGUUCUUUAAGCGCUAGAGAAGGUGAUGGACCUUCUUGAGGAGGGGAAAGCAGCUUUCAGAGCAUGCAGGAGAUGGGGGAAGGAUGCGGCAUCUGUUCCACAGGCGCUGCUGGGAUCCCGGGUUGGGAAGGGGGAGGCAGGGGCGGGAUGUGCCACCACUCACAUGGAGGAGCCACCACGCUGUGUGGGUUUGCCCAGUUAUUUAUUGCAAUAAAGGUGACUUGUGACCUGGA